Messenger RNA from Manihot esculenta (cassava), 2297 nucleotides. RefSeq names its product trihelix transcription factor PTL. The transcript is spliced from 2 exons. Lineage: Eukaryota; Viridiplantae; Streptophyta; Magnoliopsida; Malpighiales; Euphorbiaceae. The record is from RefSeq and is a predicted model, not a curated record. Bases 162 to 1892 code for a protein of 576 amino acids.
ACGACACGAUCCGAGUCUGCCGCUAUCCCUUUCUUUCUUUCUCUUUCGCUUUCUCCUUCUCUAUCCCUCUCUCUCUCUCUCGCAAAGACUUUAUCUUUCUUGUUUGGCUGCUUUUUUUUUUCCUUCUUUCCUUCUCUUUCUUUCUUUACUUCUAGAUUCAAAUGGAGAUGGAAGAUCACAAUCACCAUAAUCAGUAUAGCAUAGAUCUCAGGCAAUUUAUCAGCGGGAGGCCUACCCAUUUCCCUGCAAUCCCACAGCAGCCACCAGCUGAGUGCUUCUCUGCUGCCCACAGGAAUCUGCCACCACAGAGCCACCACUAUGAUAUGAUGAUGCUGAUGCCUCGGGUUGGUGGUUUACACGAGUUUCACUCCGAUUCUACUCCUGCUGCCUGUGUCCCUCCACCUGUUGCGGCUGUUGUUACUACCGCUAAUAGUGCUAAUAACACUGUCGCUGCUGCUGCUGCUGCUGCUACAUCUACGCUGAGUGGGUUAGAAGCUGAUGCAGGCUCCUUUGGUGGUGAUGGUGGUACUGGAAGAUGGCCUCGACAAGAGACUUUAACACUUCUUGAGAUCAGAUCUCGUCUUGACUCCAAGUUUAAGGAAGCUAAUCAAAAGGGUCCCUUGUGGGAUGAGGUUUCUAGGAUUAUGUCUGAGGAGCACGGGUACCAGAGAAGUGGCAAGAAAUGCAGGGAAAAGUUUGAGAACUUGUACAAGUACUACAAGAAAACUAAGGAAGGAAAGGCAGGAAGACAAGAUGGUAAGCAUUAUAGAUUCUUUAGGCAACUUGAAGCUCUCUAUGGAGAGACAAGCAAUCCUGCCUCAAUCCCAGAAACCCAAUUUGUUGGAAAUAAUCUUAGAUUUCACACUGGUGCCAACAUCUCUACUCCAGCAAACCAGGAGAUCCUUCACUCUCAAAAGCUUUGUGAUAGUCUUAGCCUCUCCAACUCCUCCGAAUUCGAUACUUCUUAUUCUGAGGACAAUGAUCUAAGUACGGCUACAUUAGUGGAGAAUGAUUCAACGGAAAAGAGGAGGAAAAGAAGAGAUGGAAAGAGCUGGAAGGCAAAGAUAAAAGACUUUAUCGAUUCGCAGAUGAAGAAGCUAAUUGAUAGGCAAGAGGCAUGGUUGGAGAAAUUGACAAAGACCCUCGAGCAAAAGGAGCAAGAGAGAAUUUUCAGAGAGGAAGAAUGGAGGAAACAAGAAGCUGCAAGGAUAGAUAGAGAACAAAAGUUUUGGGCUAAGGAGCGAGCCUGGAUCGAGGCUCGGGAUGCUGCUUUAAUGGAAGCUCUGCGUAAAUUAACAGGAAGAGAUGCAAAUGAUUCGUCUCCUGAAGAUCUAAUAAGGGCUGAGAUUCGAAAUCAAAGCGAAAAUGGGUUUGAAAAUAGAAGCGAAACAGCACACAACAGUCUCAAAUGUGAAAGCUGGACAGAAGCUGAAUGUACAAGACUAAUGCAAUUGAGAAGCAACAUGGAAUCAAGGUUUCAGCAAAGCGGGUGCAUGGAGGAGGAAGCUUUAUGGGAGGAAGUAGCAGCGAAGAUGGCUUGUAUAGGCUACGAAAGGUGUCCAUUAAUGUGCAAGGAGAAAUGGGAGAGCAUCAACAAUCAUACAAGGAAAAUCAAGGAAGGUAACAGUAAGAAACGAAAAGAGAAUUCAAGAGGCUCUUGUUACUUCCAAAGCAAUGAGUCCAUGUACAACCCUGGAGGAGCUUACUGCGAGAUCAGAGAACAAGAGCCAGAAACAGUGAGGCUUCAAGCAAACGGAGGUUCAUCUCCAGUAAAUUCUAAUGCUGGAAAUGCGGUGAGUGAUAACUGCUUUCGAUUCUUGAUGGCCGAUGGUGGGGAGAAUUUGUGGGAGAAUUAUGGGUUGAAGCUUAGUAAAGGAGAUCAAAAUCAGUAAGCCAUAACUCUCACUGACAGUUUGUUUAGUUGGUCUACUAAACAGGCCAGGAUCCAUUGAGACGAUGAUGUGAAGGUGAGAAAUUGACUUGUUAAAAAAGAGGUACAGGAAUUGACACAGAUGGGACCUGAUUGCAGUCUGUUAUAAGCGAAGGAGAGCUGACUUAGGAUUUAUAUAUUGGGAUUGGUGUUUAUCGUUUAAUGGGUCUUAUUGAGAAUAUGGAGAUCAUUUAAGACUGAAAAAAAAAAUAAUGGGUUUUUAUCUUUUUCAUGAGGAGGAGGAAGAAGAAGGGGUUGGAUUGUUGCUAGCUGAUUGUAGUAUUGAGCUCUCAUCCUAACAAUUUUCCUUGAGUUCUCCAAUUUGUUCUAAAAUUUUCCUUGUGCAUGCAACUGCAAUAUUCAGGUA